Messenger RNA from Eurytemora carolleeae, 4388 nucleotides. RefSeq lists its product as uncharacterized. The transcript has 21 exons. Lineage: Eukaryota; Metazoa; Arthropoda; Copepoda; Calanoida; Temoridae. The coding region runs from base 565 to 4215 and encodes 1216 amino acids. The record is from RefSeq and is a predicted model, not a curated record.
UUCGCCUUGUUUUUCUCUUAUUCAAGCUACCAAGUUCUUUUCUUACUGUAUUCCUGUUUUAUUCUGAACCUCUCUGUUUAUUCUGAACCUCUCUGUUUAUUCAGAACCUCUCUGUUCUCCAAAAUUUUCCUUCCCUUGUUCUUUCCUUGUUUCCCUAUAUAUUUCCUUCUUGUUUCCCUCCUCUUUUCCUGUUAUUUAUGUCAAACUGUUUCUUAUAUUCUGUUUUAUCUUAGCAUUUCUGUUCGUGCCAUGUUAAAUUUAUGUAUCACUGUUCUGUUCCUGUUCUAACCCAAUUUCUUCUAGUUUAAUUGACAUUUUUAGAAAUCUCAUUUAUGCUUAUGCAAUUUGCAAAAACAAACUAUCUAGUCAUUUGUUACAGUUUGUUACAAUUUGUUAUGAUUUUUGAAAACGGAACUUUCCCAGCUGCCAAAUAAACGGACGCAGUUAUGCUCUUAAAUUUUGUUAUUGAAAUACUCCGUUACAAUGAAACUAAUUCUAGUCAUGUUUUCAAGUGUAUUCUGACGGUUAAUAUAUUUAUUUACAUUUUGUAUAUUUACAGAUAAAAUGGCGGCAGCCCCACAUGAAAUACCAGAAUUACUGAAGUGUCCCGAAUGUUCCGCCUUGUUAAAGAAUGCAACUGAAUUGCCGUGCUGUCGGAAAUGUCUAUGCAGACCCUGUGCGUACAAAAAGUUAAUGUUGAACAAGAAGCUGUGUUGGUUUCAAUCUACUUCACAAUGUAGUUCUCCACUCUCUCUAGAUAAACUAUCACCGGCUCUAGAGAUGCGUGAGCUUGUACAAGAUUUCAUUGACGGUGGAACUAAAUAUAAGGACAGGGAAAAGGAGGAUGAGGACAGGAGUAUUCCUGAAUAUAUUGACUGUGUCGAUGUUUCUUUACCUCGUCUUCCUGUUAUAAUCAAAACAGAAACUCCCUGCCAGGAUGAAGAAUAUUCUGAACUGGGAUCAGGGUUGCCAAGCAUUAAAACGGAGACUUCAGGGGUUAUCACCUCCCAGACAUCAGGGUUCAACAGCUUUACAUCGGAGACCUUGGGGUUCUUCCCAACCUUGGAAUCAUUCCCGGAGUUUGCUCUCAAUUCAUCGGUUGGAAAGGAUAAGGAAACAAUUCUUCCCCCGACUGCCUUAAAGGAAGAAGUUUCCGUGAAGAGUGAGAAGGGCGUGGUAGAAGGAGAAGAGGAGGAGAAGGAUCCCGGUGAGGAGGGGGAGGAUGAGGAUGGGGAGGUGUUAGAAGGAUUUUCCCCCCGCCCCUAUACACUUCCUAAUACUCCCUCAUCAGUUAGAACUGAACACCAGAGCUCAGGAUACUGGUCCGAUGAUACCUUUGAGGGACCUUUCUUCGGUAAACUACACUGGGAACUAGAAGACCCUGGCCAGGGGUAUAUUGAAUGCUGGGACGGGGACGAGAUGAAGAAAGCUUAUGUGUCAAGGUUGGAUGUGAAGUGUGGGGCCGAGUCUGGAGAUCUGGUAGAGUUUACUCUGAAAACAGAUUCAGAGCACGGCAAGGUUGCUAGACGGGUUAAGCUGGUUGAGAAAGGAUUACCUGCCUCGGAUGAAGAUCAAAUAAAAUCUCAGGAAAGAUUUAAACGAUCCCUGGAGAUCUACGCAGCUGACAAGUUUCAGAACGAGAAGAGAAUAAAGGUGGAGGACAUUAUUGAUGCUGAAACUGAGCUACAGGGUAUGACUAGUUCGUAUAUGGAUAUUGUAGCAGAAGAGGAUCCAGUACCAUGGAACACAGAUAAUAUCAAAUCAGAGAUGAAUGAAUUGUUGAGUAUAGAGGAACCAGCUAGUGAAACCUGUAUUUGCUCUAGUUCUACUUUAUCCAGAUGUGGAUUGUGCCCAAUGUAUAUCCUGCGCAGUGAGUCCCAGCACACAAUUCUAGAAGCUGAAUCCAUCACAUUUCUUGCUCGGAUUGCUGGAGAAUACGAGGAUAUUAAGUUCGUUCGACAUCUUCCUUUCCCUUUCCAGAUCUCUCACGGGUUUGUAGAUUUUAAGCUACUGGCUAGCCUUGGUACCAAAUGUAUAGUGAAGAAGGUUACCCCUGUAUUCAAGCACAACUAUGUAUUUGUCAGUGUGAUGAACGAUACAGAGUUCCAAGUAAACAUAAGUCCGGGAGAUGUACUCGGUAUUUGUCAGGCGCAUCAAACACAGGAAGCUGAAGUAUCCCAGAACUUUAUAAUGGAGCCACCAGACCGUCAAGAUGCAGGGCUCAUGCCCAUUCUUGUCAAGAAGAAGGACUUUACCCGCUACGAGGAGAAUCAUGUCUGCGGUUUCGCUGAGAUUGGAUCCACAGAUAUGAACUAUAAAUUCUGUCUUGUUAAGAUUAAACUAUUACCAGAAUAUGAAUCUAAGUUUAGUUUACUUAAGGAUGAAAUGACGGUACAGAUUAAGAGAAAUGUCUGGCUGGAGUUCAUCCCUAGGAGCAAGGGUUAUGAAAACCUUCUUCCUAAAAAUGGCAUCAUUGGGCAUGCCAUGAGCGUCAUGAAUGAGUUCUAUGUCGAGGACUUGUUUAAAUCCGUGUCUCCAAUUCCCAAUUCGGUGAUGAAGGAUGAGAAAGCUGGCAAAAGGGAAUCUGCGAGUAAUGUAGACCCGUAUGAGUCGAUGAUGUUGAAACUUGACAAAGAUAUUUGUUCAGUGGUUUCAACACAAAAAGGAGAUUCUGCUGCUAAGCUGAACAUUCUUGAUAAAAUUCUGAGAGGUGUCACCAACGAGAAAAUUGAAAUUGAUUCUGGUAGUGAGCGAACAUUAACUCUCUUCCUUCAGAGUGAUGAAUUUGACCCCAAAACUCUGUUAAAAAUGCAAGUUGACAUAACUAAUAAUGAAGAGUUUAAAUAUUUCAAUAAUUGUUACAACAUUGAACCUCAGGUGUGCACUGUUACUAACAGUACAUGCAAACAAACCAACACUUCCUUACCAUGUGUUAAAGUUAUAGUUAAAAACCAAAGAACUGAAAGGGCGACUCUUCCAGUCAAUUCUUCUAUUGCUCUGGUUAAAAUUCACCAUAAACCCAGUAGUGAGAGACUUAAAACUCCAGUACCUGAACCUAGGCAUCACAUUAAGCGAUCUUUUUCUGCUGCCAAAGCUCUUGAGAAGCAUGAGAGGAGAUGCAACAGAAUUUGGGAAAACAUUUUAUCAGAGAAAACAUUUGCCAGAUCUUUUGAAGUUGAGACAAAGUUUCCAUACUUCACUGCUCAGCCUAAACCAAAAAUACCAUUUGGUUUAAAGCUUCCUGCACUGUUAAUGAGGGUUGGACAGAACCAGGAGUCUAGACCUACCAGGGUCUUGGACAAAGUCAGUGGAGUGUUUACUUGCACCAUUUGUGAUACUCUUAUUCUGGAUAAGUAUACUCUACAAGAUCAUGUGUAUUCUGUGAAGCACAAGAACAACAUGAAACAGUUUCAAGUCAUUGCUGGUGUUGAAGAGAGACUUUUUAUGAACAGACCGGUGAUUCAGGAGAUGCUUGAUCAAUUUCGAGGAUGCCAACUGCUGGGGCUUGAUUAUUUGUUUGAGGUUCUGCAGGGAUCGGAGCAAGCAUUAUACCACUGUGCCUUGUGUAACCAGAGCUUUGAUGAAUAUACACUUAUGUCCCAUCUCAUCUCUAUUCAUCAUGUAUUUACCUUUAUUAAGGAGUUCUUCCCUCUAGCUUGGGUCAGACUCUCUCCCAUUCAAGAUGUUGAGAAAUGGACUGAAAUUGAUCUAGAAUGCUUCCAUUCAAUCAUAGAAAAAAUUGAUUCUGUUUUUGGUCAAAGAAAACCUUCAAUAGUUGAAAAUGAGGAACAGCUAGAGAAAGCAGUGGAAAAGAUUCCAACCAACUUGUACACUACUAAAAGAGGAGAUCUUGAUACUUUCUUUAGAAAUCUCAAACCCAGUGAUUCCUCCCCUGUUCACAAGCCAAAACUAAGAUCCAAGUUAAUUUCUCGAAUAGCUAUUGGUGUGGAUCACCUAGUAUUAGCACCGGGAGCUGUGGAUAGAAUAAAGUGCAAAAUUAACAAUGUUCCUAUUAGUGUUGCUCUUGAAUCUAAUUUUGUUCUUGUUACCCGUAAUCCGUCCAACACAACUUGUGAUAUCAAACCUGGGAUUAGUAGGGUCUUUCUGAAGGGCAGAGCCCCUCAUAUUUAUGUAAAUGUUGUUAACUCAAGGUUGGACUCCAGUAUACAACUCGAACCUUACACUGAGAUUGCCUUGAUAAAAUGGAAAAAGUAAGCCAAUAACAUUUGAUCUCAAAAAUAUGCUAGUUAAUCCCCCCCCCCUCAUACAAUGCAUUCCCCCCUCUCCCUGACUUUACAAGAACUUGAGUACAAAUUUAAGUGACAUAUAGUGAUUGAAAGUUGUUUCCAUUUGUUCAGCUGACUAAAUUUAUAUUACAUUACAGAAAA